UAUUUUCAUAGUUCAUGGAAGUACUUCACGUGGUGAAAGCAGCCUAGCCCGGCUGUGAGAAUGGGGUGGAUUAGCUCGCGCGUUAAGAACGGGCAGAACACCACUCAAAGCAGGUCGGGAUGAUGGGUUUCGGAUUGGAGUGCGUCCCGCCGGCGUUAUUAAGGACGCACUAGUGAUCUGCAGCUCAACACCGUGCUCACCAAAGAAGCUGACUGUGCCUCUCUGAAAUCAGUGUCCGAAAAGACCCUCCGAUAUGUUCCAAAGGAAUCCAAAGACAAAGUUAUCUCAGAUGAAGAUGUCCUAGGAGCAUUACUGAAAGUUUUCCAGGCUCUAUUCUUAAAUGAUUUCAAUAAACAAUCAGAAAUCUUGACUGUGCUUCCAGAAUCUGUUAAAUCAAAAUAUCAAGACCUACUGGAAGUUGAACAUCAAGGGUUGAAACUGCUUGAAAACAGACAUCAACAGCAAAGUACCUUUAAACCAGAAGAAAUUCUUUACAAGACUUUGGGUUUCAGUGUUGCCCAAGCAACUAGCUCAUUAAAUUCUGCUGGAAAAGGUGUCUUCGUUACUAAAGGAUUGGUACCAAAGGGCGCGGUCGUAUCUAUGUAUCCUGGUACAGUAUAUCAGAAUUAUGAGCCCAUCUUUUUCCAGUCCAUUGGAAAUCCAUUUAUUUUUAGAUGCCUGGAUGGGGUACUUAUUGAUGGGAAUGACAAAGGAAUAUCAAAAGUUGUGUACAGAUCAUGCAAUGGGAGGGAUCGACUCGGCCCUUUAAAAAUGAGUGAUAGCACAUGGCUAACGUCAGAAAUUCAUAACCCCCUGGCUAUGGGACAGUAUGUCAACAAUUGUUCCAAUGACAGAGCAGCUAAUGUCUGUUAUCAGGAAUUUGAUGUGCCUGCAGUUUUCCCUAUAGAACUGAAGCAAUAUCUUCCAAACAUUGCCUACCGCUAUGACAAGCAAAGCCCACUUCGAUGUGUUGUUCUUGUCGCACUUAGGGACAUCAAACAAGGAGAAGAGCUGUUUUCAAACUACUACACAGUUGUCAGCUAACUCUGUGAAUCAGAAAUUAGGUUUUCUACUCAGCUACUGAGUUAAUUCUAAGUAUUUUUUUGUUAAUCACUUCUCUGAAUUCUACCUGUAGAACAAAUAUUUUGAGACCUAAUUGGAAUAGGAAUUUUUUAUGUUUUUGUUGAUAUUAUAUUUGUUCCAGUUUCAUGAUAAAAGCUAUUUGCUUCAUUACAAUUUCAAAUUAAUUUGUAAUGCAAUUCUAAUUUUAAUUGGUUUUCACCUAAAUACACAAUAGCUUAUUAAAUUAAAACCUACUACUUGAACUUAUAA
This is a messenger RNA of Callithrix jacchus (white-tufted-ear marmoset), 1332 nucleotides long. The record is from RefSeq and is a predicted model, not a curated record. Lineage: Eukaryota; Metazoa; Chordata; Mammalia; Primates; Cebidae.